AAUUGUAGCAACAGCUUCUGAAAUCAAUAUGGCUUUUUCCGACACUACAUUUGUCAAUUUAUCCAUUUUCAUGCUGCUUUUGGCUUCAAGUGUUUCAGCUCAGAGCUCAUUUCGCCCACCUGCUCUAGUUCUUCCGGUCCGAAAGGAUGCUUCCACUUUGCAAUAUGUGACCAAAAUCAACCAAAGAACACCCUCAGUUUCCCUGAACCUGGUUCUUGAUCUUGGAGGCCAAUUCUUGUGGGUUGAUUGCGACAAAAAUUACAUAUCCUGUACGUACCGCCCGGUUAGAUGCCGCAGUGCCCAGUGCUCACUAGCAGGGAAUGAUGGGUGUGGAAAUUGUACCAAUGGGCCUAAGCCUGGGUGCAACACUAACACCUGCGUCGUUUUCCCUGACAACACCGUUACUCAUACUGCCACCGGGGGAGAGGUAGCUCAGGAUUCUCUCAUCGUAGCAUCAACCGAUGGCUCGAAUCCAGGUCGAUCCGUCACGGUUCCUCAGUUCAUUUUCGGAUGUGGCUCUACUUUUCUGUUGAAAGGACUUGCCAGUGGUACAGUUGGCAUGGCUGGACUUGGCCGGGCGAGAAUUGGACUGCCAUCCCAGUUGUCUGCUGCCUUCAGUUUCCAUAAAAAGUUUGUAAUUUGUCUAUCAACUUCAUACACGGUUGAUGGUGUUGUCUUUUUCGGUGAUGACCCUUACAAUUUUCUUCCAAAUGUUGAGGCAGCCGGGUUUUUGCAAUACACCCCGCUUUUCAUCAAUCCAGUGAGCACUGCUGGAAUUUCCAGCCAGGGCGAGCCCUCGGACGAGUACUUCAUUGGAGUUAAAUCUAUCAGGGUGGGCGAUAAGGCUGUGAAAUUGAACAACACAUUGCUGACCAUUGAUAGACAAGGCAAUGGCGGAACGAAGAUCAGCACUGUCAAUCCUUACACUGUACUGGAGACUUCCAUCUUUAAAGCUGUCACCAAUGCCUUUAUUAGUGAAGCUGCAGCAAGGAACAUCAGUAGAGUUGCUGGUGUAGCACCCUUUGAGGUGUGUUUCAGCUCAGAGAAUGUUCUUGGCACAAGACUUGGUGCAUCAGUUCCAUACAUUGAACUUGUUUUGCAGGCAAAAGACAUGGUUUGGACCAUCACUGGUUCAAACUCCAUGGUUUAUGUGAAUGAUAACGUUUUGUGCCUUGGAUUUGUUGACGGCGGAUUGAAUCCCAGAACCUCAAUUGUGAUUGGUGGUUAUCAGUUGGAAGAUUUGCUCUUGCAAUUUGAUUUGGCAACUUCAAGACUGGGCUUCACCUCUACGCUUUUGGGCGCUCAAACCACAUGCUCCAACUUUAAAUUCACAUCCACAGCCUAA
Molecule: messenger RNA, 1345 nt
Organism: Coffea arabica (coffee)
Lineage: Eukaryota; Viridiplantae; Streptophyta; Magnoliopsida; Gentianales; Rubiaceae
Source: RefSeq, a predicted model, not a curated record